Messenger RNA from Trichomonas vaginalis G3, 4137 nucleotides. Its product is annotated as phosphorelay sensor kinase protein. The record is from RefSeq and is a predicted model, not a curated record. Bases 1 to 4137 code for a protein of 1378 amino acids. NCBI's taxonomy places the organism in Eukaryota, Parabasalia, Trichomonadida, Trichomonadidae. Gene Ontology annotation, biological process: phosphorelay signal transduction system; phosphorylation. The transcript has a single exon. Gene Ontology annotation, molecular function: phosphorelay sensor kinase activity.
AUGAAUAUUUUGUUUUUUCUUGGAGUAGUAUCCAUUCGACGUGGACCUUUUCUGUACAAAAGUAGUCAACAAACAGAUCCACUCGUAUCUAUGGAUGCAAAUACUCCAUAUAUGAUAGAAAUUGCGGAACAAUUUUUUAUAAAAAAGAUAUCAGUUUCAUUAUCUCUAUCAAAUACAACAUACAUAAUUACAGAAUCAGAGAUACCUCCUGAUGGCUAUAAAAUGAUUGAAUUCGAAGAUUCUGAACUUGAUUUUAUCUCGUUACCAAAGAAAUAUUCAUUAUUUAAUCGAAUUACAAUAUCACAUUACCCGAAAAUUGAAAUUUCAUCACUUAUAUUCGUAUUAAUUGUUGUUGCAAUCGCUUUUAUCUUUCCAUACAAAAAACAAAAAAAUGUUUUGCUCGAUAAAUCAAUAUUUUUACAGAAAAACGAAAAGAAAGACUUAUUAUAUUUAUUUGAUAGCUUAGAAUGCGAUCAAAUAAACUCGUAUUUAGUUGAUCCAGAAAAAUCUAGAUUUUUCUUUCUUCGACCUGCCAGAGUUGGUCGCAAGACAAAAUCUGCUAUUGUAUACUACGUAGCUUGUUUGCCAAUAAAAAAUCAUUGCUUUAUCUUCUGUUGUCAAUUUGAAAAUACAGAUUCCCAUCCUGUUCAUUUACAAUGUAAAGUUACAAUGGAUGGUGGCCGAGAAUGCAAGUCUACAGUCAAGUUUACAUCGUACAGAGACUUCAGGCCAUUAAAAGUCGAAUAUAUGAUCGAUAACAAUGUAGAGGUUAUUACUUAUCUCCCGGCAACCUCACUAGGACCACUUGUACCAUUCGGAAAUCUCAUUUCCAUCUCGAAUUCCAUGUUCUUUAACGCAAAUGAAUUUUUCGAUCGCGAUUCUCUCCUUAAUUUCAACUUUUCUAAGAUAUUACGUAGUUACUGUACUAAGCUGAACAUCGACAGAGCCUAUUUCUACACCCCGGAGCACGGAUUGUUCCAUUUUUACACAAAACAAGGUUUACAAGAGACAAAUCUCAACGAAGUCAAGAAGUUGUUCGAGAAAUUCUCAGCCAAAUCGUCAAUUGAACACAAUGUUUUCAGAGAAGGAGACACGUGUAUGUUCAAUAAGUCAGUUUUAAAAGUUAUGACAGUUUAUACCAUUUUAGACAUCACAAAUAUACCUGAUGACAAGGGAUAUUACUAUUUCUUCCUCAAUCUCAUAUGCGAUUUCUGCGUUUUCUUGUUCCAAAUCUCGUUAACUAAAGAACAAAAUUUGAUGUUCCUCAGAUUCGCAGAUUUGAUAUCGAGACCUUCUUCCUACAGCUUGUUCGAGGUUUCCCUUCGCACAAAGACCGUUACUUUGGCAAGAUCUACGCUUUUCCCGCCUGAUUGUGUUACAUUCGACCAAAUAUUGAAUAAAAUUUACUCUUCGGGCGAUCCGAUGAUCAAACAGAAGAUGGAUGCCCUUUUCGAGACAUUUAUGAACGUAAAUGUGGUCAAUCAACAAUCUUUCGAAAUUCAUGGCGAAAAACAUCAAUGGUUCAACAUUACGUCAUACGCAACAAAUGAUAGAAUCACUAAAGAAGUCAUUUGUUCAAUUAUCGUUGAAGAUAUAACUCCUAUCAAACAACAAGAGAUUGACUUGAGGGAUUCACUUAUCGACCUUAAGUUCUCAUCAGAGGCCUUAAGCUUGAACAAAUUCUCCGUUAACGGUACCGAAAUUACUGAUUUGUCAGAUAAUCUUGGUCGUAUCUUAGGAAGGUCGGAACGACCUGUACGUAUCGACAAAAUCAUCCACCCAGCAGACGAAAACCUCAUGACGUGGUUCGGAAAGAAGAUGGUGACUGUAAGAUUGCAAAGAGGAGAUGGAUCUUACAUGUAUUUCUCUUUGUUCGCUAAUAAUAACGUAGGCUUCGCAUUUAAUACAGAUGAAGCGGUUAAAACUCGCGAAAAGCUCCAGAUGACUGGAAAAGGUUUACAAUUGGCCAGUGUCACUUCCUCUCUCAUUUUCUGGAGCUUCGACCUUAUCACUGGUACUGUAAUGCCACUUCUACAGCAGCCAACUAUCUGGGAAACCCUUUCCGUCGAUCCACAAACAAAAUUCUUCAAAUUCUUGGAUUUCAUCCAUCCGGACGAGAAAGAAGCAAUAGAAACAACUUUAACAGACCUCAAGGAUGAAAAGACAAGAGAAUGGACCGGAGAAUGCAGAAUAUUAAAAUAUGGAAAAUAUGAGUGGCACAGAAUCAUAUUUGCCAUUGCCAAACAACAUUUCGUACAUGCAUUCGCAGCAUCCAUCAGUUCCCAGAAGGAAACAGCUAAGCAAUUUGCAGAUAAUUGCAAGAUAAGAGAUAUUAUCUUCUCAAGUGGCAAAUUAACAGUUUGGAAGUACUUCGAUGAUGAUCUACCAGUCACAGAGCAUACAAGGCUUAUUCCUGGCAUUGCAACUGUCGUAAGAGUUAAUAGAACAUUUGUAAACACUUGUAUGGCUCCGGAAGUUGCAGCCGUGUUCAGAGAAAAAAUCAGACAGACGAUAGAAACUAAUGAAGUCAUGGAAUUCAAAGUUUCUGAAGAUGACAGAUUUUAUUCCAUCCGUGGCAAGUACCAGCCGACUUCCAAGCAGGUAGUUGGCAUCUGUAUCGAUGUUACAGAUGUAGAACGUGCAAACCAAGAGCUGGAAGAGCAAAGAAAAAUUGCGGUUGAAGCAAAUAAGCAGAAGACAUUGUUCUUAGCGAACAUGAGCCACGAAAUCAGAACUCCUAUGAACCCAAUCUUCGGUUUACUCGAUAUCAUAGCCCAAGGCGAAAUUACAGGCGAACAAAGAUUAUUAGUUGACACAAUGCGAUCACUGUCCUUCCAGUUGCUUAAGUUAUUGGACGAUACCCUCAAUUUGUCUAAAAUCGAGCAAGGAGAUAUGGAAAUGAACGUUGCAACAUUUGAUUUCUGGGCCGCCAUUGAACCAGCGAUCGUAGCGAGUGCCAGUCGUGCCAGGAAAGACGGUAUCAAGUUCAUUGUCCGCAGUUCUCCUAAAUUCCCGCUCAAGAUAAAUCAUGAUGUCCAUCUCAUCCAGCAAAUCCUUAACAACCUCUUCUCCAAUGCUCUUAAAUUUACUAAGAAGGGAUUUAUAGAGCUGGCGGUCUCCUGGGCCGAAGAAGAAGACCAAGAAGUGAUCAGAAUUGCAGUUUCUGAUACAGGUAUCGGUAUCUCCUAUGACCAACAAAAGAUCAUUUUCCAGAGAUAUUUCCAAGCAGACCCUUCAAAUCCUGUACAUUACGGUGGAUCUGGAUUAGGUCUCGCAUUAGUCCAAGAAAUCGUCCAUUUCAUUGGAGGAUCGCUUAGACUCGAGUCAGAACCAGGAAAAGGCUCAACUUUCUUGAUCGAUAUCCCAAUUGAAUCCGCAUAUUUCCCAACAUUGCCUGUAUUCAAAGGAGCAAGCAAAACAAUCAUGGUUCUGUCAUCCGAUGGCAUAAAUCGUGAAAUUAUAAGAGCUUGGGCCGUAGAUCUUCACUUUGCCGUCAAAUUUGUUGAAAAUGCGGACGAAGCUCUCGGAUUCAUGAGAACUGAAGGCGUUGCAGGCACAAUUGUCGAUACAUGUGCAGCGGAUGUCAACAAACUCGUUCCUGAAGCUAAAACUCCACUUUGCGCCGUAAUUGAAGCCGAAGAAGGUUCAAAAGCCGAAUUUCGUAUCACAAGACCAAUAUUGCCGCACGCAUUGUGCAAAUUCCUCAAUUUCUGCCGAUUUGGAAUCAAAACUAAACACGAUACUCAACAAUCUUCGGAACCAACGAAGAAGAGAGUCCUCGUCGUUGAAGAUAACAAGCAGAACCAGUUUGUCAUGAAGAAGAUAUUGGAAAAACUCGGUUGUUCCUUCGAAAUGGCUGAUAAUGGACAAAUUGCAAUUGAUAUCUUGAACGCGAACAUCGAUAAUCCAUUUGAUCUAGUAUUCAUGGAUUGCCAGAUGCCUGUACUUGAUGGAUUGUCCGCUACUCGCAAGAUUAGAGCAUCAGGAAAACCUUACGCGAAUAUGCACAUCAUUGCAUUGACUGCAAACGCAAUUGAAGGUGAUAGAGAGUCUUGUCUGGCUGCAGGAAUGGAUGAUUACCUCUCUAAACCUGUUAGAAUACAACAGAUCAAGAAUGCUUUGACUAUGUUUGAUUAA